Molecule: messenger RNA, 3637 nt
Organism: Musa acuminata subsp. malaccensis (wild Malaysian banana)
Lineage: Eukaryota; Viridiplantae; Streptophyta; Magnoliopsida; Zingiberales; Musaceae
Product: leucine-rich repeat receptor-like tyrosine-protein kinase PXC3
Biological process (GO): protein phosphorylation
Molecular function (GO): protein kinase activity; protein binding; ATP binding
Source: RefSeq, a predicted model, not a curated record
AUCGAUUCAACGGAAGGUUGCCUUAACCAGAGGAAAAAAGAAAGGGGGGUUUGUGCCCUGGGAAGAGUCAAAUGACACACUCAUGGCGCCCAGCGAUGGGGCGCCAUGAGUACAAGGAGAGUAAAGUAGGAGAGAGAAAAAAAUAGGGAGAUGGGGCUGGAGGUCAUGUCUGCUACAGCAGUCUCAGUCCUUGCUGCUUCCCCACCAACUAUUCCUGUCACGGAUGGACACGAGAGGCUUGUGAUCUUGUGAUCAGAGCAACUUCACUCUGGUGGAUUCCUGAAACCCCUCCUCUCUCUCUAAGUUUUGCUGUAGAGGCUGUCAGGGAAUUUAAGCAAUGAUUUGUUCUUCCACCAAUGUGGCAUAUAUUCUGUAGUUGAUGGAGAUGUGUGUGCUAAAUGUGGUGGGAUUUGGAGUCCAAGUGCGAGAGAUUUAAGCAGACAGAUUCUGGCUUUUCUGCUGGGAUUGAAAGGGAAAGAUAAAGAGGUAUUGGGUCUUCUGUCCUGCUGUGGCUCUUUGAGUUCCUGAGUGGGAAGCUUGGAAUUGCCCGACUGGAGCUUCGUAGAUCCUAAGGGAAAUCCAGUGAGAUGUUAGCGGUCAGUAGCCUUCGGUGCUGCCAUGUCUUCUUCUCUCUCGUCAUGGCCACCCACCUGCUGCUCACCAGCCGCCCACCAGCCGCAGCUCAGCUGGCUGACCAGGCUACCAUGGCGGCCCUCCAACAGGAGCUCGCCGUGGCGGGAUGGGAUUCCGACAGUUCCGGUUACUGCGCGUGGCGCGGCGUCACCUGCGGCGGCGGCGCGGACCGUCCCGUGGAGGCGCUCGAGUUGCCCCAUCGCAACCUCCAAGGUAACAUCUCCCUCGUCUCCCAGCUCCGUUCUUUGAAGCGCUUAGACCUCUCCGGCAACUCGUUCCGCGGGGCCAUUCCUCCGUCUCUCGGGAGUCUGGAAGCGCUCCAGUUCCUCGAUCUGUCCAUGAACAGGUUCGAGGACAGGAUUCCUUCUUCUCUGGGCGGCCUCAAGGACCUCAGAUCACUGAACCUCUCCAAUAACGUGCUCCUGGAUGAAGUGCCUGAUGAACUAAGGAACCUAGCCAGGUUGCAGGAGCUGCAGAUUUCUGGAAACAAGCUCAGCGGCCGCAUCCCCGGUUGGGUCGGAGACCUCGCUGAUCUGAGAGUCUUCUCCGCGUACGAGAACAUCUUGGUUGGUGUUAUUCCCAGAAAUCUGGGUUCCAUCUCCCAGCUUAAGGUGCUCAACCUGCAUUCCAACCAGCUCGAAGGAGGGAUUCCCGAUAGCAUUUUCCGGUCGGGGAACUUGGAAGUUCUGGUGCUGACCUUGAACAGAUUGAACGGCAGCCUUCCUGCGUCGAUCGGGAACUGCCAAGGCCUCUCCAAUUUUCGGAUUGGGAACAAUGAGCUGGUCGGAAGCAUUCCCUUCUCCAUCGGCAACAUUAGCAGCCUCACGUACUUCGAGGCAGACAACAAUCGCCUGUCGGGCGAGAUUCCGCCGGAGUUUGCACAGUGCUCGAACCUCACCCUCUUGAACUUGGCCUACAAUGGUCUCACGGGGACUGUCCCCGACAACCUCGGGCAGCUCAAGAACCUGCAAGAAUUCAUCGUCUCUGGCAACAGUCUCGGGGGUGAGUUCCCCAAGUCCAUGCUCCGGUGCAGAAAUCUUAGUAAGCUUGAUUUGAGCUACAACCGAUUCAAUGGAAGCUUGCCAGAGGACCUCUGCAACAUGUCGAGGUUGCAGUUCCUGCUUCUGGACCAUAACUCCAUUAGCCGGGAGAUACCUCGAGGGAUCGGCAAUUGUAACAGGCUGCUCGAGCUACAGCUAGGGAGCAACUACCUUUCCGGUGUCAUCCCACCCGAGAUUGGUAAGAUCAAGAACUUGCAGAUUGCUCUCAACCUUAGCUUCAAUCGUCUCUGGGGCCAAGUUCCUCGAGAGUUGGGGAAGCUUGAUAAGCUGGUCGAGUUAGACAUCUCCAACAAUCAACUUUCUGGAUGUAUUCCACUAGAACUCAAAGGCAUGCUGAGUUUGAUUGAGGUUAAUUUCUCAAACAACCAGCUAAGAGGCCAAAUACCGAUUUUUGGACCAUUUCAAAAGAGUCCUCGUUCGAGCUUUCUAGGCAAUGAAGGAUUAUGUGGUGAUCCGCUGAAUUCAGAUUGUGGAACUCUUUUUGGUUCUGACUAUGAUUCGGACCACCACAAGGUCUCAUACAAGAUAAUUCUCGCGGUAGUUGGUUCUGGUUUGACUGUUUUCACUAUGGUAUCUGUUGUUGUUGGCUUCUUCAUGCUAAGAGAGAAACAAGAGAUGGAUGCCAAGGCUGCUAAAGUUGCAGGGGACGUAGUUGUGCCUCGUCCGCAGAUAGCAGCUGGAAAUGUGUUCAUAGAGAACUUGAAACAAGCCAUAGACUUCGAAAGUGUCGUCAAAGCAACGAUGGAGGAUGCAAGUAAGAUAAGCAGUGGAACGUUCAGUACUGUGUAUAAGGCCGUUAUGCCUUCAGGCCUCAUAGUUUCAGUGAGGAGGCUGAAAUCUGUGGACAAAACUGUGACUCACCACCAGAACAAAAUGAUCAGAGAACUCGAGAGGCUUGGAAAUCUUUGCCAUGCCAAUUUGAUGCGGCCGAUUGGCUAUGUGAUCUACGAGGAUGUGGCACUGUUGCUUCAUCAUCACAUGCCUAAUGGAACACUAGCGGAACUUCUUCACGGCACGGUGCAAGCUGAGUAUGAGCCAGACUGGCCAAGAAGGCUGUCUAUAGCUAUUGGAGUUGCCGAAGGAUUAGCUUUUCUUCACCAUAUUGCCAUCAUCCAUUUGGACAUUUCAUCAAGCAACAUAUUCUUGGAUUCCCAUUUUAACCCUCUGAUUGAGGAGAUAGAGAUUUCCAAGCUGUUGGACCCAUCAAAAGGAACUGCUAGUAUCAGUGCAGUGGCAGGAUCCUUCGGUUACAUACCUCCAGAAUAUGCCUACACAAUGCAAGUCACUGUCUCUGGAAAUGUCUAUAGCUUUGGGGUAGUGUUGCUUGAGAUCUUAACAUCCAAACUGCCAGUUGAUGAGGUCUUUGGAGAGGGGAUGGAUCUGGUCAAAUGGGUUCAUAAUGCAUCGGAGAGGGGUGAGACCCCGGAGCAGAUUAUGGAUGCAAGGCUCAGCACAUUCUCGUUCGCUUGGAGGAAGCAAAUGCUUGGUGUUUUGAAGGUUGCCAUGCUCUGCACUGAUAAGACGCCAGCGAAACGGCCAAAGAUGAAGAAAGUAGUCGAGAUGCUCCUCGAAUCAAAAGACAACUAGAAGUGCUGGUGUUUCUGCAGUUCUUCCGCUCCAACUGUGAAGAUCUAAAGCCUAAUCUGGAGAAUGCUCAAGUGAUCCUCAGAUCAACAUAGUGAGAUGCCAUUGGCACUUUGACUGCUUGUCGGAGAGGGAUUAGAGAUCGAGUUACUUGAUUGUAAAUGUGAUUUGACCGUCGAUGGCAUUUAUCGGUGACCUAGUUGUAUUAUCCGGAACACCCUGUGCUAGUGUUUCUGUAUUAAAGAGUCUGUUGCAAGCAUCAAACAUGCCAUUGUCUGUUUUAAUUUUGAGGUGAAACCAAAAACAUGAAUGUCACUGUGAACAGUUUCCUGUCAGUGUGUGUUCAAUUUUCUUUUUUA